CAAUCUAAUACGAGGUGGAUUGUUUAGAAAUUUCUCUCAAACUCCAACUUGCGUUGCUCUCAUUUCCUUCCUCUUCCUACCUUCAUCCAAUAAAAAAAAUCGAGUAGUUGUAUCACCACCAGUAGUCGGCGGCGCCUCUGCCAUUCUGGAUUUUCAAUUUGGAGGAUCCCGACCACCACUCCUUCUCUGCCGCUUCUAUUCUCGGUGUUCACCACAGUAAUUUGACAAUGAAGAAAGGCUUGCACCCUCAGAUGCAAUGGAUAUCCUACGUCACACAGAGUGGUAGAUUACUGAAUGUCAUGAUGAGUAAAAUUCACCGAGAACCCAAAGUCUACCACUUCAGAGCAAAACGUCAGAUGGCUCAAAGCUUGGGUCAGAUUGCCAAGUUCAAGCGCCGUUAUGAGCAGGAGCAAAAGGAUGAAGUUAACAAGGAAGAAAAAUAGGACCUCUAGCUUUUUCUGUUUACUAAAACUCAGUUUCAAUGUGUUGAAAUAAAUUUAUUAUCUUGGCAUUAUCUGACAGGAAUUUCAGUACUCUCAUUUGGAAGGUACUUUCUUCCGUUAUCUUAAUCCUUGAUUUCUGCUUAGUUUUAGGAAAAUAUCCGGAAGAUAUCACUCCAGAUCACAGUAUUGAUUACUGAUUACUUUUCAUUUGAGACAAAUUGGGGAAGAAAUUAUUUGCAGAUAAAAACAUCCUUGUUACUUUA
This is a messenger RNA of Spinacia oleracea (spinach), 706 nucleotides long. RefSeq lists its product as uncharacterized. The transcript has 2 exons. NCBI's taxonomy places the organism in Eukaryota, Viridiplantae, Streptophyta, Magnoliopsida, Caryophyllales, Amaranthaceae. The coding region runs from base 228 to 443 and encodes 71 amino acids. The record is from RefSeq and is a predicted model, not a curated record.